Messenger RNA from Nothoprocta perdicaria, 1005 nucleotides. It is a transcript of the gene GFI1B, whose product is annotated as growth factor independent 1B transcriptional repressor. NCBI's taxonomy places the organism in Eukaryota, Metazoa, Chordata, Aves, Tinamiformes, Tinamidae. The transcript is spliced from 6 exons. Bases 1 to 1005 code for a protein of 334 amino acids. Gene Ontology annotation, biological process: regulation of transcription by RNA polymerase II. The record is from RefSeq and is a predicted model, not a curated record. Gene Ontology annotation, molecular function: DNA-binding transcription factor activity, RNA polymerase II-specific; RNA polymerase II cis-regulatory region sequence-specific DNA binding. Gene Ontology annotation, cellular component: nucleus.
AUGCCACGUUCUUUCUUGGUGAAGAGCAAAAAGGCUCACACCUACCACCAACACCGCUCUCUGGACGACGACCUGCCUGCCUUCACACGGGAUCCGCUCACCUCUCCCUUCACUGCCAUAGGAGACAAGGCAGAGGACAUCAAGAAACAGGACCUAGGAUGCCUGGUUCCGAAACAAGAGAAGGCCCCUUCGGAAGCAAGAGAAGAGAGCGUCCCUGUGCAGUACCUGGGCAGGAUGCUGCCAGGCCCUUCAGCUGCAGAGAUGGGCAUCCCAGGGCUGCAGAUCAAAGACUGCAGCAACCCCACGAGCACUCCCGCCUUCUAUAAAAGCGGCUUUCCCUGGGACGCCUUCCACUCACCGUACGGCUUCCGACAGAUGUCCUCCACCAUGCAGUCCGCCCUCCUGGAGCGCCCUGUGAGCCUGUACGGCAGCCACCUCGUCCCGGGCGCAGAGCCGCCCCUGGACUACAGCGUGCACUACUCCUCCGACACGGACACCUACCACUGCGUCAAGUGCAACAAGGUGUUCUCCACCCCGCACGGACUGGAGGUCCACGUGCGAAGGUCUCACAGUGGCACGCGGCCCUUCGCUUGCGAGGUCUGCGGCAAGACCUUUGGGCACGCGGUGAGCCUGGAGCAGCACACCAACAUCCACUCCCAGGAGAGAAGCUUCGAGUGCAAGAUGUGUGGGAAGACAUUCAAACGCUCCUCUACUCUGUCAACUCACCUGCUGAUCCACUCGGACACACGACCCUAUCCCUGCCAGUACUGUGGCAAGCGCUUCCACCAGAAGUCAGACAUGAAAAAACACACCUACAUCCACACUGGAGAGAAGCCCCACAAGUGCCAGGUGUGCGGCAAAGCCUUCAGCCAGAGCUCCAACCUCAUCACACACAGCCGCAAACACACCGGCUUCAAGCCCUUCAGCUGCGAGCUCUGCGCCAAGGGCUUCCAGCGCAAGGUGGAUCUGCGGAGGCACCGGGAGACCCAGCACAACCUCAAGUGA